This is a messenger RNA of Pseudophryne corroboree (corroboree frog), 3081 nucleotides long. It is a transcript of the gene ACSF3, whose product is annotated as acyl-CoA synthetase family member 3. Gene Ontology annotation, molecular function: medium-chain fatty acid-CoA ligase activity. The record is from RefSeq and is a predicted model, not a curated record. Gene Ontology annotation, biological process: fatty acid metabolic process. The transcript has 10 exons. The coding region runs from base 438 to 2138 and encodes 566 amino acids. Lineage: Eukaryota; Metazoa; Chordata; Amphibia; Anura; Myobatrachidae.
GUGCAUCAGCGGACCGGUCCCCCAGUGACGGUGCUCGGGUGCUGUGAAGGUGAGGGCAGUACUGGCAGUUUUACUUAGCAUUAUCGCUGUGUAAUGGUCUAAGGUUAAAUGCUGAGUAUAUGCCUCCCUCACUGUACUGUCAUCACCGAGGCGUGGCUACCGCCCUGUCAGUGUCAUGUUACCGGCUUCAUGUAUGUAACCCUGUCACACCAUGAAGUCAGUGGGAGGAGCCACUGUACCUAUUGCCGUGUCCUUCAAUUAGCCUGAUCAUCACCACUCCGGCUCCGCUGCUCCGCACAGAGAGAAGGGCUUGGAUUCAUCAGCCAAUCGAAUCGUGUGACAUAACGAGGAGGUGAUCUUUUUCCAGCUGGCGUUACUACUUUUGGAUCUGUUCUGACGAUUGAAGCCUCUGUCUCACUGCUGAAACUAGUGGAGCAAUGGCUGGGGGAUACCGUCUUUUAUUAUCCCAGUUAAGAUUACACUGUCUUCGUCCACAUUCCUGUUCCCUUCACACACCUGUGCCUGGUCAUGCCCAGCCUUGGGCUCCAGUGUUUUGUAAGGCACCAGCAUUUGGUAACAGAACGGCAUUGGUUGACCAUCAUGGGCAGCACAGUUACCAGGAAUUAUAUUUCAGGAGCUGUGCCCUGUCCAAAGAGAUAACGCGACUCCUGGGUAAUCCGAGUAACGAUGUCCUCCCAGAAAGAGUCUCCUUCCUUUGUCCCAAUGACUCCUCAUAUGUGGUGUGCCAGUGGGCUGCUUGGAUGAGUGGUGCCAUUGCAGUCCCGCUGAUUAAAAGUCACCCGCUGCCUGAGUUAGAGUACAUCUUGCAGGACUCCCAGAGUGCUCUGGUGAUGGCAGAGGCAGGCUAUGCAGAUUUCAUAAACCCUUUGGCUCAGAAGUUGGGCAUCGCAAAGCUUACUGUACCCAGUUCUCCAAACUGGAAUCAAACUUCGAAGGUGGAAGACAUUAAUGUUGACCUGGACUGGAAGGAGAGAGGGGCUAUGAUUAUUUAUACUAGCGGGACCACUGGAAAACCAAAGGGUGUGCUCAGCACUCACAGCAAUCUAAGCGCUAUGAUAACUGCUCUGGUAGAAGAGUGGUCGUGGACUAAAGCAGAUUGCAUUUUGCAUGUGUUACCCCUUAACCAUGUGCAUGGAGUGGUCAACAAGUUGCUCUGCCCUCUGUGGGUAGGUGCCUCUUGUAUCAUGCUCCCCAAAUUCUCCCCAGAGAAGGUAUGGCAGCACUUUCUUAGCACAGAGGCCUCCUCCAUCAACCUCUUCAUGGCUGUGCCCACUAUCUACAGUAAACUUAUCGAUUACUAUGAUUGUCACUUUACUAAGCCAAGCAUUCAGGACUUUGUGAGGACAAUGUGCCAGCGUAAAUUCAGGCUAAUGGUGUCUGGCUCCUCAGCUCUUCCUGUGCCAGUUUUGGAGCGUUGGCGGGAGAUUACUGGUCACACUCUUCUGGAGAGAUAUGGCAUGACAGAAAUUGGCAUGGGUCUGACCAACCCACUCAAUGGCCCACGUGUGCCAGGGUCAGUGGGCAACCCCCUGCCAGGAGUAGAGGUCCGCAUUGCAGCCGAGGUUCCUCAUAAUGAAGGCCGCUCCUAUACUAUCCUUGCUCAGGGAGACGUCUUUGGUACAAAGGUCUCCCCAGGUUUGGAGGACAGGGAAGGGGAGCUGCAGGUACGCGGCCCAGCUGUGUUCAGGGAGUACUGGAACAAACCAAAGGAAACAAGAGAUGCUUUCACCCCAGAUGGCUGGUUCAGAACAGGGGACACUGCAGUGUACAAGGACAGCUCUUACUGGAUCCUUGGCCGAACCUCUGUUGACAUCAUAAAGAGUGGAGGUUACAAAAUCAGCGCUUUGGAUGUAGAGCGCCACCUUUUGGCUCACCCUAGUAUUACAGAUGUCGCUGUGAUUGGAGCUCCAGAUAUGAAGUGGGGGCAGCGUGUAGCAGCCAUUGUGAAACUGCGUGAUGGCCAUACGCUUUCCUUGAAUGAGCUAAAACAGUGGGCAAGGGCAGUCAUGGACCCGUACUGCAUUCCUGCUGAGCUCAUCCAGGUGGAAGAAAUUCCCAGAAACCAGAUGGGAAAAAUCAAUAAAAAGCAGUUGCUGGCUCACUUCUAUCCACAGUGAGAUGGAGAAGCAGCAGCCUGUACCGGAACACACACGGAAUACAGUAUCUCUGCUACGCACUCACCCUCAACUCUGUAUUCUGGACCAGCAACAGAAUAUCUCCUCAUACCAGACCCUCAACACCCCGAUCCACCCUCAGUUAUUUUCCCCUCAAACCGAAGACAAAGCCUCUGUACUCGUCACAUUGCUUAACCCCACGUCCUUUUCCCUCUCAGCUUCUCUGCUUCCUCUCCCUAUGGCAUGCACAUCUUUAGAUCGCCUCUAUUACUUUUGAUUCUUAGUUGGCACCACAUUCCCAUCCUCCUUUAGACGAUCUAAAAAAACAUGGACAUGUCCCCAUGCAGUAUGUAAACCAAGCAUCCCCGAUCCAGCCAUUCUUUCAAGUUACUGCCCUAAACUUGUGAAUUUUCUGGACUCAGAGCAGGACCCCAGGGUUGGUUAUUGCUGGAAGCCAAAUGUAGGUACUAGGAGGCUUAAUGGGAUUUCUCCUCAUACGGGAACACAGGAAUAGACUAGUGACUGUGGGAGAUGUGCUGCACCAAGAACUGGCAGGAAUCUAGAAAGUGCACUGCACUUAAAGUCACUGGCUGUCAUCGGAAACUAAUGUACUGUAGGUAGGUAACAAGAACAGAGUACCCAGUACUGCUGAUGUGGGUACUGAGAGUAUUUAAUGUUAUUGAUGUCUGCACAACAGGACACCGCACGUCAUCCCACAGGAUGGUGAUCGGUGCUGAGGGUGAAUGUCACAGUUGGUAGCUGUAGUGCAGGUGACAAAUGGGGAAUCCAGCUAUAAGGUAACUGGCAUUGAGAUGAUGAUGAUAAUAAUAAUGUUAUUUGUGUAGCAAGUUUCUCCUAUUAGGACUAAAAGUGCUUUAUAUUUGCCUUUACGGCACAAUAUACAAAACAAGCUUAACAGUGGAUAUUAGUGAAAUGCUUGAGUAAA